CUCUGUGCCCAGUUCUGGCAGUUUGGGGAGUGGGUGGACGUGGUGGUUGAUGACCGAUUACCCACCAAGGAUGGAAAGCUGAUGUUUGUCCACUCGGCCGAGAGAAAUGAGUUCUGGAGCGCUCUCCUGGAGAAGGCCUACGCCAAGUUGAAUGGGAGUUAUGAAGCUCUGUCUGGAGGCUCAACCACGGAGGGUUUUGAAGAUUUUACUGGUGGGGUUUCAGAAUGGUAUGAGCUGAAGUCUGCUCCUCAGAACCUGUUCCACAUCAUUCAGAAAGCUCUGCAACGCGGCUCCUUGAUGGGCUGCUCCAUCGACGUAAGUACGUUCCCCACCCCCAACCCU
This is a messenger RNA of Chiloscyllium plagiosum (whitespotted bambooshark), 342 nucleotides long. The record is from RefSeq and is a predicted model, not a curated record. Lineage: Eukaryota; Metazoa; Chordata; Chondrichthyes; Orectolobiformes; Hemiscylliidae.